Onychostruthus taczanowskii (white-rumped snowfinch) is the source of this 1353-nucleotide messenger RNA. Its product is annotated as coiled-coil domain-containing protein 171-like. Lineage: Eukaryota; Metazoa; Chordata; Aves; Passeriformes; Passeridae. The record is from RefSeq and is a predicted model, not a curated record. The transcript is spliced from 8 exons. Bases 1 to 1353 code for a protein of 450 amino acids.
AUGGUCAAGAAUUUACAGGAGUUUGCUGAAGAUGUUGGGAAAACUAAUGUUACCCUGCAAAGCAUAGACAGGAAGCUUAAGGAUGUGGAGGCAGAGCAGCAUGGCUGCAGCAAGAUGCUGAAGCUCCAGGCCAACCGUCUGGAUUUCAAGGACAAAAAGCAGGAGAGACUCGUCAAUGAAUUGAAGGCAGCUGCAGUGAAAAUAAAGGAACUGGAGGACAAUGCUGCAGUAGCAAAACUAGCACAUAUAGACUGUAAAUCCACUAUAGAAAUCAUGCAGAGGGAGCUGUCCAUCCUCCUGAACUUGUACCAGAGCAUGGCAAACGCCCACGUGCUUGCCAAACAGACAAAUGUCCCCCUGGAGCAGUUACCUUGGACAGAGCUUUGUGCAUUGUUGCAUGAGAAUAUUGAAGCUCUGAUCUUGAACUUCCACAAGGCUAACGAGAGGGUAUCUCAUCUAGAAUAUAUUUUCAAGCACAAGACUGACACUAUGAAUGACCUUCAGAAGAAUCAGGAGGAUGCUUUUGAGAAAAUGUCUGAACUGUUAAAAGCACAGGAACAUUGCUGGCAGAAAGAAGAGCAAUAUCUUGAAGAGCAGUACUCAAAUCGCCUUGCAGAAGUUCAUGCAAAAGCACAGGAAUGUGAAGAAACGGUGCAGAAAAACAAGCAAAAACUGUAUGGCCUUGAACAAAUCUGCCAGCAACUGGCCCAUGAAAACAAUUCCAUGACAAAUUCAUUAUUAGAUGCUUUCAAGGCACGCUCAUCCCUGCUGGCAGCCUGUGCGCUGCUGUCAGGGGCCCUGCGUCCUCUCUACGGCCGACUGAGUGCUAUGUCUUGCCAAAGAGACAUUCUGCAGGAACAGGUGAACCAGCACCAAUUAUUGAACCAGAAGAUCAUCAGGCUCCUUUAUGAUCUCCCUACUAUCGUGGAAAGCAACCAAGACGAAGGCAGGCUGAGGCAUAGAAGAGCCAAGUGCCUGGUUUACGUGUUCCGAAGAGCUGUGAUUGCAGUUCUGGCCGCUAACAGGCUGAGGGCUCUGGCCCGAUAUUCUUGUACCUUUUUCGUCUGGACAGAUGGCUCCAGAGGAAGCAAUGGAAUUCAAGUUUGUGUGGGAGAAUCCAGAGGCAGUCAUAAUUUGCAAUUCUGUUUCACAGGCUUUGAAGAGGAAGGAGAUGACUGUGAUGAAGCAGUUGGGUGGUUGGCUAGCUCUAACCUCUAUACUGCAAUAAUCAGUUCCAUCUCAGAAUUGGAGGGCGUUCUCAGCAAACAAGGCGAAAGCCUUAGGCGCUCCCCUGACCGAGCCCUGGAUCGGGAGAGUGCCCCCGUGCUGCCGGCGGCGGCUGGCCGCAGCUAG